AAUCUCAUCACAUCUGGCCUGCACAUGUGCCAUUGCUUUUUGUGCAGCGGUCUAUGGAUCCACCAGAGAGAAAAGGAAAAAUGUGUUUGGUUAAAGAAGCAUCAGGAGGGAGCUGUUUAGAAAGGUUGUUGUAUGAGAGGAUGUUCAACAUUCCGUCCUGUACACAGUCAAAAUGGACUGCUGUUGAACGUGGAUGAAGGACACUGCAUUCUAUCUUUUGAAAGCAAGUGUCUGCCACAACGUCUGCCAAGUCAUCCAGAAUUAGGAUGGACGAUAGAGUCAGGGACCACCCCGGUGAGUGAGGCUGGAACACUGCGCACGUCUGCUCAGACAGUUUGAUGGCAUCUCAUACCACAGAGCGCGGAUUCGAAUCCACGUCUCCUCGGCAGCUGGAGCUGCGUGCGCCUCUACGAACAGUGCGCCAAGAGGCGCCUCUGCUGACAGCGCACUCAGACACGACCUCACUUGUGCUGAGUGCAGCACGCCCACGCAGCAACGAGCCUGCAACCUAUUAUCAAUCUGCUCACCUGUUACUGAUGAGGGCAAGCCCAAUAAAGGACCAGUGGACCCAAAGAUCGGCGCGGGAACUUAGUUCUCAGAUGUGUCGUGUCACCACCGCUGCUCCCCUCCUGGCUCCCAUUUUGCCUUCCUGGAUCCCCGACCUCUGUUUUGGACUUUGGACUCGCUCUCCUGCUUUUGACCCCGCUUCCGCCAUGGACUUCCCUGCCUGCCUCGCUCCUGUCUACACCACCUCCAACACUUUGGAGACCGAAGCGGCAGUACCCUCUACGCGAGCCCUCAUAAGGCGCUGUCGCAGAGGGUGGAGGUCCGCCCAUGCUGCCCCAUUGAGGGCUUCAGAGAAGAUGCGUCGCAACGCUAUCCGACGUUGCAUCCCGGCCCCAGACUACCAGCCCGGACAGCAGGUGCUGCUACAGGCCAAGGACCUCCAACUCUCAACCGCCUCCCAGAAGUUGGCACCACGUUUCUUGGGUCCAUACUCGGUUAGAUCCAAGAUCAACCCAGCCGCGGUACGAUUGCCUACCACAACCUGUGAUAACUCACCCAGUAUUUCAAUUCUCCCAGGUCAAGCCUGGUAGAGAGCAGUUCCCUGUCCCCCCCAACCCUGUUCCCCCUCCUUCUAGGGUCCUCAAGAACGGUGACCAAGUUUGGACUGUCAAAGAGAUUUUCAGGAUCCGGCGACAGGGGAGAGGGUAGAUCUACCUCGUGGACUGGGUGAGCUAUGGACCAGAGGAUAGAUCCUAGGUACAUCGCCGAACCCUCCCUUAUUGAAGACUUCCACAAAGCUCAC
Molecule: messenger RNA, 1309 nt
Organism: Nerophis ophidion (straightnose pipefish)
Lineage: Eukaryota; Metazoa; Chordata; Actinopteri; Syngnathiformes; Syngnathidae
Exons: 4
Coding region: 339-1097 (252 amino acids)
Source: RefSeq, a predicted model, not a curated record